GGAAGCGGAAGCGCGGGGCGGUACCGUGGGAGGGGCCGCGCGUGGGGCAGCGGGGAGCGAGUCCCUCCGUCCCCGCGAGUCGGCGCUUUUGGCCCCGCGGGAGGGGCCGGGCUCGGUGAGCGACUGGCGGGGGCUCGGGUCCGAGUCCAGAGGGCGACGUGGGCCGCGGACACCGCCAACCACGGGCCCUGCGUCCCUCCAGGGAGCCGUGUUUCGGUUCAUGAGGCCUCGGGCUGUGAGCUUAGAUGAGAAAAGCAUCAUUCAAGCUCAGAUUCGUGUUGAAGCCUGCCACAAGGUCCACCUGUUGUUGUGGGUUUGUGGGUGACCAGCCACUCCUCAUUGCUUGCAUUACCACCUGAGCUCCACCUCCUGGCCGAUCAGUGGCAGCAUUCGAUUCUCAUAGGAGCCCAAACCCUAUUGUGAACUUUGCAUGUGAGGGAUCUGGACUGCACACUCCUAGGAGAAUCUAAUUCCUGAUGAUCUGUUGCUGUCUCCCAUCACCCCCAGACGGGACCAUCUAGUUGCAGGAAAACAAGCUCAGGGCUCCCACUGACUCUAUAUUAUGGGGUUACCCCCAGCAGUGUGUGAGAAUGAAGAGUGUGGGCCACUGUGUCUCUGUUGACCUGCCAGAUAGGAAAUAGCGCUAGAGUUGCUGCAAUCCACGUCUCCCUGGAAUUCAGGAGCAGCUUGGCUGGAAGGCUCUGGCUGGAAACUUGCAGAAGGCUGUCAGCUGGGUCUGCAUCAUCUGAAGGCUCAACGGGUACCGGGGGCCACUCCAUGGCCUGCGAGUCAGAGCUGGCCGUCGGUGGGAGGCCUCAGUUCCUCUCCACAUAGGCCUCUCCACAGGGCCACUUGAGCAUCCUCCCACCAUGGCAACUGGUGUCCUCUAGAGCAACAUCCAGGAGACCAAGGCGGAAGCAGCUGCAGUGCCUUCUAGGACCUGGUCCUGAAAGUCACCCCUGCACCCACCCCUGCUGUCUCCUCAGCCAUAUUCUGCUGGUCACACAGGUGGCCCUGAAUUCAUUGCCGGCUCAGCAAAAUAAAGGCCCAGUGUGGAAGCCGGAACUUGCAUUUGAAGAAGGAUGGGAAGGAUGGGUUGAGGAGGGCCCAUCCCCAGCAGCCCGAGAGGGAGGAGGCCACGGAGACUUGGAGCACUCCCGUUUCUUCCAGAGCGCUGCGGGAUAAAGGAGGAGCGUCCUGCUUCCCGGCUGCCCUGUUGCUGUCGGAGUCACAGGAUGGCGGCUGUCAUCCUGCCCUCGACUGCUGCUCCGUCUUCUCUGUUCCCAGCCUCUCAGCAAAAAGGACACACACAGGGCGGAGAGCUGGUUAAUGAGCUCCUGACAAGCUGGCUACGGGGCUUGGUGACCUUCGAGGAUGUGGCCGUGGAGUUCACCCAGGAGGAGUGGGCGUUGCUGGACCCUGCCCAAAGGACACUGUACAGGGACGUGAUGCUGGAGAACUGCAGGAACCUGGCCUCACUGGGGUGUCGUGUUAAUAAACCCAGUCUGAUAUCCCAGUUGGAACAAGACAAGAAGGUGAUGACAGAGGAAAGAGGAAUUCUACCAAGCACUUGUCCAGAUUUGGAGACUCUACUUAAAGCCAAAUGGUUAACUCCUAAGAAGCAUGUUUUCAGAAAAGAACAGUCUAAAGGUGUAAAAACGGAAAGAAGUCAUCGUGGAGUGAAACUCAAUGAAUGUAAUCAGUGUUUUAAAGUCUUCAGCACGAAAUCUAACCUAACUCAGCACAAGAGAAUUCAUACUGGAGAAAAACCCUAUGACUGUAGUCAAUGUGGGAAGUCUUUCAGUAGCAGAUCUUACCUUACUAUUCAUAAGAGAAUCCAUAAUGGGGAGAAACCCUAUGAAUGCAAUCACUGUGGGAAAGCAUUUAGUGAUCCCUCAUCCCUUAGACUGCAUUUGAGAAUUCACACUGGAGAAAAACCCUACGAAUGUAACCAGUGUUUUCACGUUUUCCGCACCAGUUGUAACCUCAAAAGCCACAAGAGGAUUCACACAGGGGAGAAUCACCAUGAAUGUAAUCAGUGUGGAAAAGCUUUCAGCACAAGGUCCUCUCUCACUGGGCACAAUAGCAUUCAUACAGGGGAGAAACCUUAUGAAUGUCACGAUUGUGGGAAAACCUUCAGGAAGAGCUCCUAUCUGACACAGCACGUAAGAACUCAUACUGGAGAAAAACCCUAUGAAUGUAACGAGUGUGGGAAAUCCUUCAGCAGUAGCUUUUCUCUUACUGUGCACAAGAGAAUACAUACCGGAGAGAAACCCUACGAGUGCAGUGACUGUGGAAAAGCCUUUAAUAAUCUCUCAGCUGUGAAGAAACACUUAAGAACUCACACUGGAGAAAAACCCUAUGAAUGUAAUCAUUGUGGGAAAUCCUUCACAAGUAACUCCUAUCUUUCUGUGCACAAGAGAAUACAUAAUAGGUGGAUAUGAAUUACUGCAGGAACUUCUGGAGGAAAGCACUCAUUGAUCUUUCAUCCCUAAGAUAGUUUGAGAGAGCUCACACUGGAUAUAUAAGUUAUUUGUUGCAGCAUAACAAAUGAUCCCCCCAAAUUUCGUGGCUUCAAACACGAAAUGUUUAUUCUCUAACAAUUUCUACAGGUCAGGAAUUCAAGAACGGCUUAUCUCUGUAGUUACACUGCAGGAUCUCUCAUGCCUUUACUUACAAUCAAGAUGUCAGCCAAAGCUGUGGUCAUCUAACAUCUUUACUGAUGAACAGUCCACUUCCAAGAUGACUUAUUCACCUGCCUGGAAAGUUGAUGUUGGUUGUUGUCAGGGGACCUUCAGUCAUUACCAUGUAGGCCUCUUUACAAGGCCGAGCUCCUUGACAAUUUGGCAAUAAGUUCUCCCCAAGGUUAGUGAUCCAAGAGAGGACCAAUACAGAGGCCAAAAUGGCUUUUAUGACCUAUCCUCAGGAGGACUGCUAAGCUUUCACUUAUUUCCUAUUGUGUUGGUCUCACAACACACCAAUCCUGAUACAAUGUGAGAGACUGCAGAAGGUAUGAAUACCAGGAAACAGAUAACUCAGAAGCAUCUGGGAAAUUUGCCAUGGAAUUAAUGAAGAAAAGCCCUCAGCACAUCAUCCUUCUACUCUAAUCAAUAUGAAAUAGCAUUCAGUAACUCCUAUUAAUUCACUCUGAAGAGAAACCUUUUGAGGACAAUCUGUAUGGUAAAGCUCUCAGCUCGAAUUCUCACUUUCAUGGGCCCAGAAGAUUAUGUACUGAGAGAAUCCUGAAGAAUGGAACAGCUGUAGAAAGCCUUCAGUUGCUAUCAGCAGGGAUUCAUGUGACAGCUCACACUAAGGGAGAAAACCUGUGAAGGCCUCAGAAGGCUUCAGUGACAGUCAUCCCUUAAGACACAUUGGAAAUCACACAACAACACUCAGAAAUGCGGAAUACCCUACAGCAAAAGUGUUCACAUUACUGAGCAAACUAUAGUGUGGUAUUCUGCAGUGACUAUGGGAAAGCCUUCAAUGUUCUAUCGGUUUUUAAGGGACUUGAGAAUUAAUUCUGGAGAGAAUGCCCCAUUGAACAUCAUCAAUAUUGGAGAGCUUUCUGUUUUUCUACAUUUGUUAGGAAACUUGUGAGCAUUCACACUACAGAGAAACUUGAAAUAUAAAGAAGAAGAGAAAGCCUUCAGUGAUGCCUCUGUGUUAGGGAAAAUAUGGAACUUCUCCCUGGAUGCAAAACCUAUGAGUAUAUUAAUAUUGGAAAAUUUUUCAGUGAUUCUUCUCUUUCUUGUAUAUGAGAGAACUUAUAUGGAGAAACCCCUAGGAAUGUAAUCAGUGUUAGGAUGCCUCAGCCUGAACUCUUCACUGAGUGGCCACAAUUUUCACUGGGAACAAAAAGUAUAAUAACUGUUUUGAGUGUGGGAUAUCCUUUAUCAGUGUCUCAUCUGUAGAUUGGACUGCUGGCUCAUUAAUUUUUUUAGUCUUUUUUUCUUUUAAUAUAAACAUUUGUGUAUAGCUGUUCCCUAAAAUAAACAUUAACAUAUUUCAUAA
Molecule: messenger RNA, 4011 nt
Organism: Gorilla gorilla gorilla (western lowland gorilla)
Lineage: Eukaryota; Metazoa; Chordata; Mammalia; Primates; Hominidae
Gene: ZNF558
Product: zinc finger protein 558
Exons: 11
Coding region: 1236-2444 (402 amino acids)
Biological process (GO): regulation of transcription by RNA polymerase II
Cellular component (GO): nucleus
Molecular function (GO): DNA-binding transcription activator activity, RNA polymerase II-specific; RNA polymerase II cis-regulatory region sequence-specific DNA binding
Source: RefSeq, a predicted model, not a curated record